AUGGGAGGACAAGACAGAAGAUUUGGCAAGCGCAAGACUCAAUUUGCUACCAGACAGAAAAAAUCACAGGGGAAAGAUACAGUUAAGGUUGCAACUGGAGAAGCAGAUUUGGAGAAAGACAAGGAGUCGAUCGGGAUUAAUUAUAACGAUUUGGCGGUGUGUUGUCUUCCUUUCAUCAUCCCAGCCAACCAUCAGAUCAACGAAAGAAAGUAUUCCAAAGACAUUAACUUGAAUUUAUUAUACAAAGAAACAUCUAACCCCAGAUCUCUUUCUUACAAGAGCGCAACUGAGAUUAGCAGACAACACCUAAUGAACGAUUUGAUUGGAUCCAUGCAGAUGCUGGGACUCAUUUCUGAUUCGGCAGAGGAAAAACGGUCCAGAUUUCCUUUAUCUGGCCUGUACUACUCCGAUUCUGAGGAACCAGAUCUGGACGACGACGUGGAUGUCGAAAACCGUCUUGCGCAAACCAGAAUCAAGCACAGCAAUUUAUUUGACCCUAUGGGAACUGACAUGAAGACACAGAAUACAGUGGACCUAGUUACCCACGAAGAUCCUUUCAAUCUCCAAACGAAGAACAUGGGACAGUUAGGUUCAAUGGUGCUUUAUUGA
Ogataea haglerorum is the source of this 609-nucleotide messenger RNA. RefSeq lists its product as uncharacterized. The coding region runs from base 1 to 609 and encodes 202 amino acids. The transcript has a single exon. NCBI's taxonomy places the organism in Eukaryota, Fungi, Ascomycota, Pichiomycetes, Pichiales, Pichiaceae. The record is from RefSeq and is a predicted model, not a curated record.